AUGUAUAAGAUUCAAAAUGAUCAAUGGACCAGUAAAUGGAUCAAGAUAUUCCCUACUUUGGUCUUUCAUUUCGAGAUUAAUUUGGAGGAUGGUCCUGCAAAAUCUUUGAAACCCAGGAUUGAGAAAUUGGGAGCGCGAGUCGAUCAGUUCUUCUCCCAAAAAAUUACCCAUCUGAUUGUCCGAUCUAGCGGUACACCACAGAAACCAAAGCCCUUAUCUGUGAUCAACAAGAACAUUCCACGUCAUUCACCUCAUAACCCUUUCAAUGAUCACAUGGGAGUGACGGAUCUGGUACAAAAAGCAGAGGCUAUGAACAUCAAGGUGUGGUCUAUCAAGAAACUCACUGAAAUGCUUGACACUCUCGCACCUGUUGUCACCACCACCAAAGACUCUCUCUCCACCCUUCUUCAAGAAGAAAAGCUGUACGGAACUCGUGAACGUGAUUUGACCGCGCCUCGGCCGGACUAUUAUUACUUCAAACCUGGUUCCAAAUACGUAUUGAUAGAAGAUGCCACUGGUCGACAUCGUACUAUCAUGAUGAGAGAAUUUCCUUUUACUCGACCCACCGACUCUUUAAAUUACCCUGUUCUAUUCGAAUCCUUUCUUCGUCCCGGUCCACAGACAGACUUGCCCGCUCCUGUCGAUCAACUGAAAAAUCGUGCGUUGGCCUUAUACGUCGAUGGUCGUUCUUUUAAUGGUGAACAACCACCCACUCAACAUAAUCUAAGACGUGCAACCUCUUUACAACAAUUUCAAGGUACUCCUAAACUCCCUAGUGCAGGACAACAACCAUACAUCAACGCUUCUGGAAAUUCAGUGGUACUCACUUCCAACAUUACCUCCACUUCUACAGCUGCUCAUUCUCCAAUGUAUCAAGAAGGAAGAUUGUCGCUAGUCGGACCAGUGAAGAAAAUGGUACCACUGAGUAAAAGAGUUCAAGUCUUGGUAGGUAAUGCGAGAAUAGCAGCUGCAAAAGGUUUUUCUUCCGGUACAACCAUGAUCGAUUUGAAUGAUGAGGUUUCAGCAGUAGGAACCAGGAGAGCUUCUAUGAGUCAAACUGUGUCUUCUUCAAAUAUGGCAACUCAAAAGACUUUUUUGACUCAAGAACAAUUGUUGAGAAUGUUACGACAAGCUAGAGGUCCUGCGCAGGACGAUCCAUCGGUGACAAAGUCUAUGAGAGAGUCGAAUAGACGAAAGGUAGAAGCUGGUUUCAAAGCUAGGUCACAGGAGACUUCAUCAGGUUAUUGUGAAAAUUGUCGAUUGAAAUUUACUGAUUUGUCUGUUCACGUAACAACUAAAAAACAUCGGAAAUACGCAAUGAACCCAAUGAACUUUAUCUCUCUCGAUCGUCUCCUUUCUACCCUUCAAAGACCACCACAUUUCAGCCCUGCAAGCGAACAGAACCCUUUCGGACCAUGUCACGAGUCUCAUUCGUAUGACUCCGACUGUCGGGCAUGCACUCAGACCUCCGAGGACUACAAACGCUACCGUCAAAAAGAAGGGUUGAUGGGGGAAAUGGAGUCAGAGUCAGAAUGGGAUUCGGAAGGUGAUUCUGAGUGA
This is a messenger RNA of Tremella mesenterica DSM 1558, 1560 nucleotides long. RefSeq lists its product as uncharacterized. Gene Ontology annotation, biological process: positive regulation of nuclear cell cycle DNA replication; regulation of cell cycle phase transition. Gene Ontology annotation, molecular function: protein serine/threonine kinase activator activity; zinc ion binding; nucleic acid binding. NCBI's taxonomy places the organism in Eukaryota, Fungi, Basidiomycota, Tremellomycetes, Tremellales, Tremellaceae. Gene Ontology annotation, cellular component: nucleus; Dbf4-dependent protein kinase complex. The coding region runs from base 1 to 1560 and encodes 519 amino acids. The record is from RefSeq and is a predicted model, not a curated record. The transcript is spliced from 4 exons.